GUGUUUUCCAGCUUUAAAACGAAUGGAGCCAGCCCCUUCUGACAAGCCCUGUGUCACAGCCACCGGGAAUCUCUGGACAUCUUAAUUGGGCUAAAGCGUAACGAAACGACAGCAAAACUCAUCUAACCAUCAGACCUACCUCGAGUUUGUGAGAAGUGCUGUGAAGAUAAGCCUAUCGCAUUCUCUUUUCCAUUUCAGUUUCUCUUGGUGUGCUGUCACAUGGAUGAAAGUGUUUGAAUUAAUCUCAAAUCAGCAUUGGAGUUACAUGUUUCAUUGACAUAUAAUGCGUUUAUUUUUGUUUUGAUUAAUGCACAUGUCUACAGUCUAAAAUAGUUUUUUUUUCCGCAGUUCUCAUAUGAUACUGCCUGUGAUAUAAUCGCCAACCGUCAUAACCACAAAAGUAGACCAAUCGCUAGUUGAAUGCAGGAUACCAGCUGUUUGAGACUCAGCUCCAAAUUCAACUUUGGACCAGCCCUCCCAACCGCUUUGGGAAAGGAAAGAGGACUGCAGUUUCACACUCUCGCUUCGGAGAUGAAGUCUGCAGAAGAAGAUGCAUAUAGCUAUACUCCAAACGUCAGCCUGUCCCUGCCAUUGGGCAUGGGAAACCCCUGUCUGGCCACCCAGUACCAUACGCUGCAGUCCAGCCCCAUUAUCGCCGUGUCCUCCUGCCACCAGACAGGCUACGGUCUCCACGAUCACAACAACCACAACCCAGCCCAGGGCUACUACCUGUCCCACGGCCUGAGGCCAAACGGGGCCCCGGCCCUGGAGAGUCCUCGCAUCGAGAUCACUGCCUACCACCAGUACCCUGAGGAGGAGGUGGAGGAGAGCAGCAGCAUGGACCACAUCGUCCACCACAAGCGGGGGGUCAACUCUAUCGUGACCCUGACGCUGCCUAAUGCUGAUGGCUACCGCGACCCCAGUUGCCUCAGCCCGGCCAGCAGCGUGUCAUCGCGUAGCUGCAACUCGGAUGCGUCGUCCUACGAGUCCGGCUUUUACAAUUAUGACAACUCACCCCAGAACUCGCCGUGGCAGUCUCCCUGCGUCUCUCCGAAAGGUUCGUCCUCUCUCCUCUCCUGCCCACACGCUCCUCUCGGCCCCCCCUCAACCUCCCCCCGCCACUCGCCAUCCACCUCCCCCCAGAUCGGGGCCCAAGCCGAAGAGGGCUGGGCGGGGCAGGGGCCCUGUGGAAGCUCCAGGCCCAACUCCCCGCCUUGCAGCGGAGGAGGUGGCGGCGUUGGCGUGGGGAAGAGGAAAUACAGCUUCAACGGCACCACCUACAGACAGCCAACCUACUCGCCCAACCAGUCGUCCACGCCUUCCCCACGCGGCUCGCCUAGGAUCAGCGUCACAGACGACAGCUGGCUGGCCAACACCAACCAGUACACCAACUCAGCCAUCGUGGCAGCCAUCAACGCCCUCACCACCGACGGAGUGGUCGACAUGGGCGAGGGCAUCCCCGUCAAGGCCCGCAAGACCAACCUAGACCACAGUCCCACCAUGAGCCUGAAGAUGGAGCCGGGAGGAGAGGAGAUGUGCCCUGGGAGCGAGCUCCUCCAGGAGGACUACAUCUCCCGCCUGCCUUUCAAGAAGGAGAGCUACUGUGGGGGCUUCCUAGACGUGCCCCAGCACCCUUACUCCUGGUCCAAGCCAAAGCCUUACCUCAGCUCCCUGCCCGCCCUGGAUUGGCAGCUGCCAUCUUGCUCUGGCCCGUACAGUCUGCAGAUCGAGGUGCAGCCAAAGUCCCACCACCGUGCCCACUACGAGACAGAGGGCAGCCGCGGGGCAGUCAAAGCUCCGUCCGGAGGUCAUCCGGUCGUACAGCUCUACGGUUACAUGGAGAGCGAGCCCCUUACCCUGCAGCUGUUCAUCGGGACCGCAGACGACCGUCUCCUGCGACCGCACGCCUUCUACCAGGUCCACCGCAUCACGGGCAAGACUGUCUCUACCGCCAGCCAUGAGGCCCUGCAGUCCAACACCAAGGUGCUGGAGAUCCCUCUGCUGCCCGAGAACAACAUGAGAGCCAUCAUUGACUGUGCAGGGAUCCUGAAGCUGCGGAACUCUGACAUUGAGCUGCGUAAGGGCGAGACGGACAUCGGGCGCAAGAACACGCGUGUGAGGAUGGUGUUCCGUGUGCACAUCAACCAGCCCAAUGGCAGGACCAUUUCCCUACAGGCCUCCUCCAACCCCAUCGAGUGCUCCCAGCGCUCGGCCCAGGAGCUGCCCCUGAUAGAGAAGCAGAGCCUGGACAGCUACCCCGCCACAGGGGGAAAGAAGAUCCUCCUGAGCGGACACAACUUUCUGCCAGACUCCAAGGUGGUGUUCGUGGAGAAGGCCCAAGAUGGACACCACCUAUGGGAGACAGAAGCCAAAGUUGACAAGGACUCCUUCAAGUCUACUGCGCUGGUGGUGGAGAUCCCUCCCUACAGGAACCAGAGAAUAUCCAGCCCAGUGCAGGUCAACUUCUACGUCUGCAAUGGCAAGAGAAAGAGGAGCCAGUACCAACGCUUCACCUACCUCUCCCCAAACGUCCCGAUAAUAAAGACAGAACCGAAUGAUGAAUAUGAGCCUCUGGGGGCUCAGGGGCUGUCUGUUCAUUCCAAGCCUUACUAUGGCCAACCCAGGCUCACUCCUAUCAUACCUGUGGGGGACGCUGACACCUGCCUGGUCGGGGGUUAUCCUUCCUGCCCGCCUUGCCAUGGCAGCAUUGGCAGCAUGCCCGCCUCCUCACCCAGUUCCAGCCCAACACUGCACGACCUGUCCCCCGUGGCUUACCCCAAGUGCCUCUCCACCAGCCCUACGCACGCCCACAUCAGCCCCUUGGCGUUCACCAUCCAGGAGACGCCAGGGCAGCGCGUAGUGUCGCUGAUUCACCCUUCCUCGCCCGACCAUGCUCCACUGGGAAUGCUCCACUCCCAGGGCAGCAGCCCACAUCACCUUGGUAGCCCCGGUCCCCAUGGCUACCACACACUCUACCCCAACAGCAGCCCCUCUUCCUCCCCUGGGUCCCACCCCUCAACUCCAGGGGGGGCAGCAGAGAGCCCGUUCGCCCAGGCACCACCUUACAGCCCCACCCAGGGACAGAGCCAGACCCAGGCCAGGAGCAGCCCUCCCAGCCUGCUGCCGGAGGACGCCAGCCCCCCCUCCCUAGCCGUCACCGUCAAGCGGGAACCCCAGGAUCUGGACCAGAUGUACCUGGAUGAUGUCAAUGAGAUCAUCCGAAACGACUUGUCCAGCAUCUCAGUGCAUCUCAAUACAUAAACUCUCUGCAGAUGACAAAAAGGGACAGAGGCAAAGGGACCACAAACCAAAGCUCCUAUAUCCACAUGAGGAACCCCUUAACAGAGAGCUUUCACAUUACCACUUCCUCAUCCCUACAUUUCCCAGAUGCCUGAUUCGCUGGCCCCUCGUGACACUGCAGAACGAUUGGCCAACUUGAGGUCAUUGACAGGAACCUGCAAAGCUCCAUAUGAACUAAUGUUAGAAUAUAAUGUGAGACGGCCUUAGAUAUAAUGGGAGGGACUGUGACAAUUACUACACUUGCCUUAAAUGACAACUCUUGCUCUUCCAUGGACCAAACAGCUCAGUAAGACUGAACACUCAUUUCUUUACUGAUGACCUCUUCUUUGUGUGUGUUGGACUCUAAUGUACGGACAAGCCAAUGGGUGUGUCAUAUGUUGGUCAGAGCAUCCUGGCAAACCACAGCAACCCAAGCGGUGCCUUACAACAUCACUCACUGACUAGAAUGCAAUCGUCUUUGUCUCCUUUGAAAAAAAGAUUCGCUUCUUUCUAUGUUACUUCGAUCACUUCAAUCAUUCGUUUACAGGGAAACUAAAAAUGGCUGGAAAUUAUGUGGACAUGUAUAGGUUAGAUUUGUGUAUCUGUUUUUUUUAUUAUGUCCUUGUCCAUUUAUACUGAAUGUUGUGUAUGAAAUUCUUUGUAUAAACAUGUAUUUGAAAUGUACUUUGUGUAUUCCUUAAAUCUAUUAUGCAGUUUUGCGGUUUAGCUCCUCGGUUUUUUCAUUGUCUUCCUUUUUAUGAUGAUCCAAUGUGUACCACCUCGUCGCUAGCAUCUGUCUUGACACCUAGUGCCUCUUCUCUCCUUCUGCUCUGGCCUCCCCCUCCCUUUACCCUUCUGUUUAAAUAUUCAGAAAUGCUUAGACAAUCAGGAAAGAGCCUACAUAUCGAAGGAGAACAACUGGGUUUGCAUGUACAUACCAUAUGACGAUAAGGACUAUCUAAGACAAAAUCUUAUUCCACUUGCCUUUAUAAUAAAGCUAGAGAAGGAUUGAGACUUCAGCUUGGCAAUAAUUGAUUUCUUCAUAUCAAAGGAUUUUACCUUUGAAAUUAUUGUUCAAGCUUCUUCUUUACUAUUAGAGACAGUGGCUCAGUAGGCUUCAAUCAGUACGUAAUGCACUUUACCAUAGUAGCAGCACAGGUUUCUCUUCCGUCAUGACCAAAUGUUAUAGAAUCUAGAUGAAUAUCCUUAGUAUGAUAGGACAGACAGCCCUUACUGCGCUACGGGGUCUCUUCUUACGAAGGAUGACAGAUCUGCAGUCUUUUUCUAUGUCGUCAAGUACAAUGUCUUUCUUCAGCAUGCAGAGAAUACUAAUGACAUAUAUGAUUUAGCUUUACUAUACCAUUAAAUAGCUUCAUGAAUACAUGUGGAAUAUAUGAUAGCAUGGCUCUAUGUAACAGAUUGAUGUAUUGUGCCUUAUUCUCCAGUGUUUCUCCCGCUACAACAUGAUUGUAACUCUUAAUCAUUUUCUAUCCAGGCACAAAGGUGAAACAUAUUUCCUCUUUAAUAUGAAAUAUUUAUGGCAAUUUCAAAUGGUGUUUUGUGUACACUCAAUGUGUUCUAUAAAAAAUGAAUUAAUAAAUUACAUAAUAAUGACAAUA
This is a messenger RNA of Coregonus clupeaformis (lake whitefish), 4898 nucleotides long. Its product is annotated as nuclear factor of activated T-cells, cytoplasmic 1. Gene Ontology annotation, molecular function: RNA polymerase II cis-regulatory region sequence-specific DNA binding; DNA-binding transcription factor activity, RNA polymerase II-specific; transcription factor binding. The coding region runs from base 421 to 3261 and encodes 946 amino acids. The transcript is spliced from 10 exons. NCBI's taxonomy places the organism in Eukaryota, Metazoa, Chordata, Actinopteri, Salmoniformes, Salmonidae. Gene Ontology annotation, biological process: calcineurin-NFAT signaling cascade; regulation of transcription by RNA polymerase II; cytokine production. The record is from RefSeq and is a predicted model, not a curated record. Gene Ontology annotation, cellular component: transcription regulator complex.